Molecule: messenger RNA, 2685 nt
Organism: Alternaria triticimaculans
Lineage: Eukaryota; Fungi; Ascomycota; Dothideomycetes; Pleosporales; Pleosporaceae
Exons: 5
Coding region: 1-2685 (894 amino acids)
Biological process (GO): nuclear-transcribed mRNA catabolic process, deadenylation-dependent decay
Cellular component (GO): cytoplasm
Molecular function (GO): mRNA 3'-UTR binding
Source: RefSeq, a predicted model, not a curated record
AUGUGGACUCGACCGCGCGACUACUCCAACGGCAUCUCGCUCAACGGCACAGACGCCGAGCGCUCGCACGCAUCCCCGUGGGGAAAGACUAUCUGGAACAACUCCAUCGGCUCGUUUGGGCUUGGCUCCGCUGGCAGAGACAACUCGCGUCCCCGAGAGAACGGUGCCUCAGCAGACUUGGUCGAAGGCAAAACCGGCUCAGGUUCCCUUCUCGCCAACUCAGAGACCGAAUGGAGACCCACUGCCCGACCUGCUUGGGGUGAACACCGAUCCGGCAGCAUACCGCACGCCAGGAGCUCCGGCGUAUCACCAGCCCGGAAGCGAUCUGUCGCUCAAGCGCCCGUCCAGCAGUACAGCGACAACUCGCCCUCAUCCUUCUUCCCCUCUGCGAGGGGCUCGCUGGCAGGCCAAGGCUCACACGCGAGACCGGUGAAGCCAUUCCUUGACCCCACCACCUCCACCUUCACUUCGCACCAGAUUGACUCCCUCAACACUGGUUUCACCAACUUUGGAUUCGGCCAGACAGACGCCGCAUCCCAGCGCCCCGACACCGGCGUCACAUCGUGGCCAGACACAGGCUCAGUCCACUCCCCAAGCGAGGACCGCCGGAGCGUAGCAAACUCAGAGUACUUUGCGUCCUCUAGUGGAGCUGGUUCACAAAAUGGAAGUCUGCCUCCGUCCCGGCACGGUGCUGAACCCGCACCCUUCGGCCAGGCAGCAGAUGCCUUUUCUAGGUUCUCUCAGCUUCCCCGUCAAGCAUCGUCCUUCUCCAUGGCCAGUGGCCGUGCUUUCCAAGAACGAAGCGGGUCGAUACAAAGCGAGUCGUUUGGCACGUUCGGAAGGCCGAGCCACGAGCAAGAGCAGGACGUGCGCAUGGGACCGAAUAGGUCGUUUAGCAUCAACGCAUUCACGCCAGCAGCGACACCCGGGCAGGACAUGAACGGUGCGCUCUCCAGGGCAGAUGACGGCAACUUCAGCAAUGCAGGCACAUACACCCCAGAUGGUUACCCCAACCACCAGCUCAACUCGCAGCUACGUUCCUCUCAGCUUGACAACAGUCGGAGUGUGCCGAACGGUACUGGCGUUCGUCAGAGUCCGUUCUACUCUCAGAUGAGCACACCACCUGUGUACGACCGUCUCAACCCGUACACCAGCGAGCAAAUGUUGGCGCAUCCCAACAGCGUCACGCAGCUCCAGAACAAACUCGCUGGAUUCCAGAUGGCGCAACAGGAACGGCGUAACUUCAUCUCUCCCAGCCAACUUCACCAGCAACAGUAUCAGCACCUCUUUCCCGCAGCUCAGCUGCAAAACCCAUACCAGUAUCAGUAUGGUCUCCCCAACGGCCUGCCCCUUUCCGCUAUACCACAGCACAUGAACGUGCCUUCGAUGCAGCCCAUGCAGCCUGUCCAACAGCAGCCGCCCAGGGGUCCUCGGGAGCAGCAGGUCGGUGAUGGGCUCGGCGCUAUGAGCAUUGAACUGUCCAACUUCAAGAGAGAGCAAAAGCAGAGCAAGCGAUGGGAGCUUACCGACAUCAAAGGCCAUGUGGUGGAGUUUGCCGGAGAUCAACAUGGCUCCCGCUUCAUCCAGCAGAAGCUUGAGUCGGCCAACAGCGAAGUCAAGGAGAGCGUCUUCAGAGAGCUUGAAGAGAACGCGUUGCAGCUCAUGCAGGACGUUUUUGGCAACUACGUCAUUCAGAAGUUCUUUGAGCAUGGAGACCAGGUCCAAAAGAAGAUUCUUGUUGCAAAGAUGAAGGGCCACGUACUUGCGCUUGCCAACCAGAUGUACGCUUGCAGAGUAGUUCAAAAGGCACUUGAGCACGCACUUACCGAGCAGCAAGCUGAAAUGGUCAAGGAACUUGAGAAAGACGUUCUCAAGACGGUGAAGGACCAGAACGGCAAUCACGUCAUCCAGAAGGUCAUUGACCGCGUACCGAUGCAGUACAUUCAGAAGGUGGUCGAGGCUUUCAGAGGCAACGUCGGCGUACUCUCGGUCAACUCGUACGGAUGCCGUGUCGUUCAGCGACUACUUGAGAAGGUACCGGAGCCACAACGGAGAUUCAUCCUGAACGAGCUACACGCAGAGGGACCCAAGCUCAUCACCGACCAAUACGGCAACUACGUCACUCAGCAUGUCAUCGAGCACGGCUUGCCUGAAGACAGGGCUAAGAUCGUGGCUUUGAUCAAGGCGCAGUUCCUCCUGUUCUCGAAGCAUAAGUUCGCCAGCAACGUCGUCGAGCAGUGCCUCAAGUGCAGCGACGAUGCGCAACGUCGUGAGCUUGUAUCGGUCAUCCUUGCCAAGAACGAGCGAGGCGAGUCAAACGUCAUGAACCUUCUCAGGGACGGCUACGGCAACUAUGUCAUCCAAAAGAUGCUGGACACGCUCAACCGCGAUGACUACGAGAAGUUCGUCCAAGCACUCAAGCCUGAGCUUGAAAAGGCCAAGAAGGUCAUUCCCGGCAAGCAAUGUGUCUCGGUCGAGAAGAAGAUGUUCCGCUACGAUCGCAUCGACUCUCCGACCAUGCCCACACCCGCUCUCAGCAGCACUGCGCAGUCGCCGCAGAGCAGCUCCCACCCAAGCACGAACAACUCCACCGUCGACGAACCCGUACAUAGCGCGCUUGCGAAUGGCAAGUACAGCGCCGCCAACGCCACUGGCGGUGUCAGCAUCGAGGACACCGUCCUAUAG